AUGCUGUGGCCACGAGAGCAGUUCCGCGUCGCGUACAAGCAGGUCGUCUCGGACGCGCUCGACUCGAACGCGGCCAGCGUCCUCCUCCUCGUCGCCCUCGAUGCAGACUCGAUCGCCGCUUCCGCCAUCCUCACCUCGGUGCUGCAGGCCGACAUGAUCGCCUACUCGCUCGUGCCCGUGGCCGGCAACGCGCAGCUCGCGGCCAUGGCCUUUGCCGCCGACAUCCGGUCGGUCUUCCUCAUCAACUGCGGCGCCAUGAUCGAC
This is a messenger RNA of Saprolegnia parasitica CBS 223.65, 264 nucleotides long. RefSeq lists its product as hypothetical. Gene Ontology annotation, biological process: mitotic DNA replication preinitiation complex assembly; DNA replication initiation; double-strand break repair via break-induced replication. The transcript has a single exon. The annotation marks the transcript as partial. NCBI's taxonomy places the organism in Eukaryota, Oomycota, Saprolegniomycetes, Saprolegniales, Saprolegniaceae. Gene Ontology annotation, cellular component: DNA replication preinitiation complex. Gene Ontology annotation, molecular function: single-stranded DNA binding; DNA replication origin binding; chromatin binding. The record is from RefSeq and is a predicted model, not a curated record.